Molecule: messenger RNA, 1275 nt
Organism: Aspergillus affinis
Lineage: Eukaryota; Fungi; Ascomycota; Eurotiomycetes; Eurotiales; Aspergillaceae
Product: putative RNA-directed DNA polymerase from transposon X-element
Exons: 5
Coding region: 1-1275 (424 amino acids)
Source: RefSeq, a predicted model, not a curated record
AUGACUGUCCCAGGAGGUCCUCACUCUACUUCCAAUCCUUCGGGGUAUUUCGUCUCCUCUAGUACCGCCCCAGCCACCCCGUCGGAGCUCAGCAAGGACCGCGAGGUCAUUGUUAAACUACGAAAUGCUGGUGUAGUGCGCACCUACCGGCGUCUUACGACUUUGGAUAUCAAGCAGAGAGCGGAAACAGCAAAACAGAAAAUAUGCGUCCAGACAGGGACUCUCUCCCUAGCUAAGGCGCGUUUUGUGGCUGCUAGACAGCUUAGGUCUGGCUACCUGAGCCUCUCACUCCGCUACGCCGCUGAGGCCGAAGCUGCCAGGACCCACGAUCAAUGGGCCAAUCACCUGAGCGCGGGGGCCAUGCUGCGGCAUCCCUCUUGGGGUAUCGUUGUACAUGGGAUCGUACUUAAGUCAAUUGGAGAUCUUACCACCGAAACAGAACAACAACGGGUAGCUAGCGAGCUACUCGGAGAAAACAGAGACUGCUGGGUAAGCAAGGAAGCUCCACAGAUUUCCCGAAUCACGCGUAUCGCGUGGCUCACUUAUUCGUCUAACCAUAAGAACCAGAAAUCGUCUGCCCUGAUCGUAGAAUUCCUAGAUCCCCGUUACGCCAACGAGGCAAUCGCACGAGGCACCAUUUGGGACAGCGAAUUGUCUGUUCGAAUAAAACAACUUGCGGGCUCUGUGGGGGAAGCCACGAGACCCGGAACUGCUCCCACAAGUCUACCAACAGCCCGGAGCGCCGCUGUGCAGGGUGUAGAGAAGCACACGCUGCCUGGCACAAAGGGUGUUCGGGCUAGUGAACUCUCCGAAGAUAGGAUAGGUUUUGCUGCGGACGGAGUGGGUACGCCUCCGCAGCCUAACCGGGAGAAAGCCGGUCAGCAGAGCGAGCCGGAGAUGCCUGCCCCAGUGACCCCGAUGGGCCCUGGAGGAGCCUGGGGCAAGGGCCAGAAGAUUAGUAUGUUACUCCUAGACGUGGCUGGCGCCUUCGACAACGUCUCGCAUAUACGGCUCCUCCAUAAUCUACAUAUGAUAGGGCUCGGCUUCUUCGCCGGCUGGCUCAAAUCUUUCCUAUCGAACCGUUCUACAAGGCUGCAGCUCCCCGGAUAUCUAAGCAACCUUAUUUUAAUCCCUACCAGGAUCCUCCAGGGGUCCCCUAUAUCGCCGAUCGCACACCUCGAUUAUCAUUCAGAUGCGCACUAUGAGGAUAGGAUUAAGGCUCUUCCUCUACAAGAUCAAAAUCAAACAGGUCGAUUCCGACCGGUGCGCCUGUGA